Molecule: messenger RNA, 1344 nt
Organism: Sesamum indicum (sesame)
Lineage: Eukaryota; Viridiplantae; Streptophyta; Magnoliopsida; Lamiales; Pedaliaceae
Product: cinnamoyl-CoA reductase 1
Molecular function (GO): oxidoreductase activity, acting on the CH-OH group of donors, NAD or NADP as acceptor
Source: RefSeq, a predicted model, not a curated record
UAUAAAUACAGCGCGGUGCUUCACAAAUUUCUUUCAUCAUCACAAUCACCGCGCUAUCUUACUGUCAUUCUUGGCUCGCUCAUCAUUUCCCCUAUUCCUCCACCAACCUCCGCCGCUCAACGCCGCCAUGGCCUCGGUUCCCGGAAAGCUAGUCUGCGUCACAGGUGCCGGAGGCUUUGUUGCUUCUUGGCUGGUUAAACUUCUCCUUGAGAAAGGCUAUAGCGUCAGAGGCACCGUCAGAAAUCCAGAUGAUCCCAAGAAUUCACAUCUAAGGGAGCUUGAGGGAGCGGAGGAGAGAUUGAUUCUGUGCAGGGCUGAUCUUAAUGAUUAUCAGAGUUUACAGGAGGCCAUUAACGGUUGCGAUGGCGUCUUCCACACUGCAUCUCCGGUUACUGAUGAUCCAGAGGAAAUGGUGGAGCCGGCAGUGAACGGGGCCAGAAAUGUGAUACGGGCGGCAGCAGAAGCCAAGGUCAGCCGUGUGGUCUUGACCUCCUCAAUAGGUGCAAUAUACAUGGAUCCCAACAGAGACCCUGAUAAAGUUGUGGACGAGACUUGCUGGAGCGACCUUGAAUUCUGCAAAAACACCAAGAAUUGGUAUUGCUACGGCAAAGCCGUGGCUGAACAAGCAGCGUGGGAUACAGCUGAGGAGUUUGGGGUGGACUUGGUGGUGAUCAACCCGGUUUUGGUGCUUGGUCCGUUGCUUCAGCGGACUGUGAACGCCAGCGUUCUUCAUAUACUCAAGUACUUGACUGGAUCUGCAAAGACUUAUGCCAACUCCAUCCAAGCCUAUGUGCAUGUCAAGGAUGUGGCAUUGGCUCACAUACUCUUGUUUGAGGCACCGGCUGCAUCAGGGCGGCACCUCUGCGCCGAGAGCGUCCUCCACCGCAGUGAGGUGGUGGAGAUUCUGGCCAAGUUCUUCCCGGAAUAUCCUAUCCCUUCCAAGUGCUCAGAUGAAAAGAAUCCAAGAAAAAAGGCAUACAAAUUCUCAAACCAAAAGCUGAAGGAGUUGGGGUUGGAGUUCACACCCGUGAAGCAGUGUUUGUAUGAUACAGUCAAAAGCCUUGAGGAAAAAGGUCACCUUCCAAUCCCAACUCAGAAUGCUAACCCCAUUGCUAUUGGGCUUUAGGCCCAUAACUUGUACUUAAUUGCUGGCCUUUAGUGUGUUCUUCCUCGGUUUUUUCUUUUUUUAGGAGAUGGGCUAAAUAGUAAUUACACAUGAGGAAGUGCCAAGAAAUAUAUUUAAACCUAUCAUCUGAAUUUUGAAACCUAAAAACCGGAACUUUAUUCAUCCCACAAGAUAUAUUAAUGGUUUAGAAUAAAAUAUUUUACAUUUGAGGUAAUGAA